Messenger RNA from Teleopsis dalmanni, 2746 nucleotides. RefSeq lists its product as uncharacterized. NCBI's taxonomy places the organism in Eukaryota, Metazoa, Arthropoda, Insecta, Diptera, Diopsidae. The coding region runs from base 350 to 2536 and encodes 728 amino acids. The transcript has 2 exons. The record is from RefSeq and is a predicted model, not a curated record.
ACUUUAGGCACCCGUUAUUCAAAAUGCAUUGUCAAUACUUUUUCCAACAUACAUGGAUGUGUGUGUGGUCUCAUAUAUUGUUUAUUCAUUUUGAGAGUCGUAGGAAUGAAAAAGAAAUAAAGACAAGAAAGCGUUUAACUGGGAUAUAGGGAAACGCGUAGCUAAACAAAAAGUAAAGCGGGAAAUGCCCGUUAGUAAAAUUUGAGAUCUGAUAGUGGAGGCAACUUGUGAGUGUGAGCAAAGUCGUGUCCUAUUACUUUAUUGGAUCUGGUACUGCGCGGAGUUCUAAUGUAGAAGUGAAGAAGUGAUCAGUUUUUAGAAGUGUGAUCAGUGAAAAAUUGUCAAUAAAAUGAACGAAGAAUAUAUGAGUUGUGUUAUUUGCCAUGAAAAAUUCCGUAAUGGCGUAGAUAUAUACUGUACAACCUGUGGACAUGUAUUUCAUCAACCUUGCAUACGCAGUUGGCUAGAUCGUGCAGGCACUUGUCCCGAAUGUCGUGCCGUUAAUCCAACUAUUCAUCGACUUUAUUUGAAUGUUGCUGACCCAACAAAUUUGGAAGAAGAAGUCCGUACAUUAAGGCAGAAGACUGAGAGUGAUGCAGAGACCAUUGCACUUUUAACAGUAGAUUUUAAUGAGAGUAAUGCUAAGCAAGGGGAAUUGCAAAAACAAUUAGAUGAAUACAUUAUUAAAUGCAGCAAUAUUGAAUACGAUUGCAAUCAAAAAGUUCUGGAACUAAAAAACCAAUUGGAAGAAAAUAUCAUAGCAAGUAGUCAACAGCAGGAUAAUUUAGAGCGACAAUUGGAAGAAUGCGAAAUUAAAUACGGUUGUAUUGAAAUAGAAUAUGUUGACAAAGAUACACGACUUAGAAAUGAGAUUGAGGAACAUAGAAAGCAACAACUUCAAUUGAUAAAAGAAUUAGAAAAGUAUAUGCAGAAAUGUAGUAGCAUGGAAUGUCAGGAACUAGAAAUCGAAGCCGAAGAUAAAAACAAAGACGAUACUGUAAAUGAAAAAGAAUUACUGCAAUUACAAAUUAAUGAUUUAACAGAUCAAAAAAAUUAUAUGGAAACCCAUUAUACAGGCAAAAUCAAAAAAUUAGAUAUUCAGCUGGAAAUAAUUUUGGACCGUGUCAUUGAGUUGGAAGAUCAGUUGAAAUUGGCUUUUGUGGAAAAAACUGCAUUAGAAGCACAAGUUAAAUUGCAGGUGGAAUCUAAUGAACCUAAUAAUAAGAUGUCGGAAGACAGUACAUGUGACGGACAAAAAUGUAGUGAAAAGUUACAUAUUCAGCUCAAACAAUGCAUUUUGAAUUGCUCUGUGAAAGAAAAAAAAAUCGUCGAUCUAAAUGAGCAAAUUCAAUAUUUAACAGAACAAAGCAAACAAAUAUCAGCUAAACUAAAACAGGAAAUGCUUAAAAAUCACACUCUAGAACAAUCCUUAAAAACUUCAAAAAUGGUUGCAGUUUCUGAGGAAAACGAUUGUGUUGUAGAAGAAAAACAUCAGCAGGCCACCUCUGAACUGAAAAAAUCGAUGGAGUAUAUAACUCUGUUAAAAAAUGAAAAUGAACAAUUACAAAAAACGUUGCUACAUAUGAAAAUUCCUUACAUGUAUGAAAAUUUAUUUAGGGAUAGUGUCAACUUUAUGAAUUUCAGACCAUCCAGCAAUGAUUUUCCGAACUUUUUUCCAGUUUUUAAUAAAUCGCCGAUGGCAACAUCUAUUUUGACAAAUGCCGAAGAAGCAAAAAAUGAGCCGAACAAAAAUGCAUCUUUAAUGUCAUCAAAUGAACAAAACACUACUAAAAACGAAAAUUCUAAAACCAUCUUGUCAUUGUCAAAGGGUUUGCGCAAAUGUGUUUCGUCUGGUGAUAUCACAUUUCCUGUAAUAGCGUCAUCUGAAGACGAAUAUAUAGAACCUAAUACAGCAGUAGUGAUAAAAGGUAUACCAAAACAUGAGAAUCCUGGCAAUUGGGUGAUGUAUGUGCUUACAUUAGCUGCUCAAGCAACUGUUCUGAUAACAGAAAGUGACAUCAAGAGAGUAACCAUAUUGAAAACACAACGUGGCAAUUAUGGUUUUAAGGGUUUAGUGGUUACUUUGCGUGUUCAAUUUCAAAGUACAGCUGUGAAGGAUAAAUUCCUUGAUGUAAGAUCCAAAAUACGUAACAAUCCCAUGUUCAGUACUUUAACGAUACACGAAUAUAUUUCAUUCCCCCAAAAUCGCACGAAAAUGCAAAAUAUGGACCAUAAUCAAAACAAGCCGAAAGCAUUUGAUGAGACUUUGCUUAACCAUGCAAAAUCCUUAAAAAGCAUUAAAUUCUAUUCUGUUUAUUGUAUAAAUAGCCGCAUUUUCACAAAACGUACCAAAUGUUCAAAACCAAUCGAAAUAACAAGUAUGGCACAAAUUGAUGAUUUGAAAAGAGAGUACCACGCAAAGGAAGCUAAUAAGUCAAAGAGGGAAGUACAGAAAGAUUCUCCAAUAAAUCAUAAACCGAAAGCAGCCAAAAAUGAUGCAGGUUCAUCAGAAACUGCGCCCACUUCAAUUUCUUAAAAAAAUCACCAAGAUAGUAUAGUUUGUAGAUGGAUGAAUAACUACAGUUGUUGAAUGCGAUCCAUAAAUCAACAAGUUGACCCAUUGAAUGUUUGAAGACCGCCUCAUAAAUGCUACGCCAACGAAGAGCAACAAAAAAAAUUCAGCAAAUGUUAUACUUAAACUCCUUAAUUAAUUUAUAAGUUACUUACAAUGCUAAUUAAUUAAAUA